CACGGCGCGCGCGCUUCCGGCGCCAGAAGCCGAGUUGGGGGGAGAAAGGGGCCCAUCGGUGUUGCGAGCAUUUCGUUUCCGUGGGUGCUAUGAGGUUCCGGGCCAAGAUUGUGGAUUUAGGCUGCUUGAAUCACUUCACCCGUGUCAGCAGCACCAUCUCUAAGCUGGCCAAGACAUGCACGCUGCGCCUCAGUCCGCACAAGCUUUACUUCAUCCUGUCCGACAAGGUGGCCAAUGGCGGAGUCAGCAUGUGGUGCGAGCUGGCCCAGGGCAAUUUCUUUGACGAAUUUCAAAUGGAAGGAGUCUCGGCGGAUUACAAUGAAAUCUAUUUGGAGCUGAUGCCGGAAAACUUAUCUAGAGCCUUGAAAACGGCCCAGAAUGCCAAAACAGUGAAGAUCAAACUGACCAACAAGCACUGCCCCUGCCUCACCGUGGCCGUGGAGCUGCCAUCUUUGUCAAGCAGUAGUCGCAUUGUAACACAUGACAUCCCUGUAGGGGUUAUUCCCAGAAAAUUAUGGACUGAUUUCCGGGAGCCUGUUCUACCAGAAUUUGAUGUUAGUAUAUAUUUACCAGUUCUGAAAACUAUGAAGAGUAUAGUGGAAAGAAUGAAAAAUAUCAGCAAUCAUAUUGUUGUUGAAGCAAAUCUAAAAGGAGACAUGAACUUGAAAAUACAAACUGAUUUAGUAUGCAUUACAACACAUUUUAAACAUCUUGCAAAUCCUUCAUGGGCCCUUGAAGAUAUUUCUCAAGAUAGAGACUUAGAGGCCAUGGUUGAAGCACGAAUUGAUAUUAAGAAGCUUCUACAGUUUCUUGCAGGACAGCAAGUAAACACAACAAAAGUAUUAUGUAAUAUUGUGCAAAACCGGAUUGUUCACUUUAUUUUGCUACAUGAUGAGGUUUCCCUUCAGUAUUUCAUUCCUGCAUUGUCAUAAGAAUUCACCUGUUAAAGAGUUUUUGCCGAUCUAAGACCUUUUCUAUCAAAAUGAAAAAAGAUGAUGGGAUGGUGUGUUUUAAGCCUUUGGGCUUUAUCCUCACUAUGGUAUACAUCAUGUAAAAGCAACUUCUUUUUUUUCUUUUAUAAUAUAUUCAUAGGAUGUAUAUUAAUGAAACAAUUGGAUAAACUAUAUCUUUGUUUUUAUUGUAGUUUAUUAUGGUUUUACCUUUAGGAAAUUGAAAAGGUUAAUUAUAAUUUUGGGUAUUGAAUUUUAACUUUUUUGAUUGCUAUUAAAUGAAAAUUGUAGCAAACAUUAUGCAUACAUAUACAUCACAAGUUUAGAAGAACAUCUCAGCAUUAUUUAAGAGGGCACUUUUUGGUGAAGAUAGUAAUGUUUCUGUAAGACAUUCAUCACUUCCUAAAGCAGACAUCAAAAGAUUAAAAUCUGGUUAUGCACCUAUCUCUUUGUGGGAAUGGUGGAAUAGAAGGGAGAAAAAUCAUUUUCUAUUUCUGUGCUGUUCCUGGGGAAGGAAGGUGUUGCUAGGAAUGAUGCUCUGGGUUACCAUAAAUAAGUACUAGAGCUAAUCAUCAAAGUAUUCCUGAACCUGAGUCUGGUAAAGUUAAUCCUUUAUCUAGGAUUUUCACUUGAGAAGGUUUCUUCUUGUGUUUGUUGCCUUGAAUGAAGAGACCAUUUUACAUUUUGUUUUUUAAAUUUUUCCUGAAAUAAGUACUACAAAGACUCCAUGAAUUUUAUACAAGUUGUAAGGCUUCUCUAACUAUUGCAUUUUUUUUUUAAACAAAUAAUGAGUAUGUAGUUUGUAGCAUGAAUUUUUAAAAAAAUUUCAUUAGCUCAUUUUUCUUUGGAAGUUUCUUUUGGAAGUUUAGAAGAAAAAACUAUUUCAAAAUAAUACUUAGGUUUCCAAAUUUUAAUUUGUCUUUACAUAUCUAAAUUUGGAACAGGUACUGAUUGGUAAGUUUUCUCAUUUACUCUGACAUCAUUUAUUAAAUUUCCCUUUACACUUUAGUCUCAGGGACUCUGUACUGAAAUUGUGGAUGAUUUAAGAAAUAGAAUAUUACUUAUAUUUAUCUUUCAUACCAAUUUGAAGAAUAUGAAAAAAAAAUUGAUUCAACUGUCAAAUGCAAUAUAUAAAUGAGAUUUCAGCAAAAAAUUAAAACAUUGCUUCUUAUUGUUUUAUAUCAUUUUACCAGAUCUUGGCAGCACCAGUUAAUUUUACAGUAUUUGAUAAUCUAUUAAACAAACACCUUGAAUUUAACAAGAUCCUUUUAUUCAGUUUUUUCCCUUGCAGUUCUGUCCUCAUAUAGAAAUCUAAAAUUACACUAUAAAAAUGUGUCUGAAAGACUUUAUAAAUUUGUUAGCUUUUUUCAAGAAUUGAGUGUUUAUAGAUUUUAACAAGUUUCAGAAAGAUUUAAGUCAAUAAGUAAAUGUAAAAGAUAUUUGUAAAACUUUAUUUUUUUUAAUAAAAAUUUCUACUUGUAAAACAGACUGAAAUUUUCUAAUUAAUAUUGCCUAAAAUGUAAUUUCCUUCCCCUUUCAAACAUAAAAAUUUUGAAGUAUCAUGUGACAGUCCCAGAAUUGAAAUGUUUUAUUAGGAAGAAGCUUUACAGAGCAUAGAAUUUUAGAGUUUUUGAGUUUCAUUCAUAUGGAAUCUGACCCCUCCUUAUUUUAGCAUGAGUAUAUAAAUCCAGUGGGCCAAAGUAACUUGAUCAUAGUUAUCUUACUUGUUAUUUUAAAUAGAGCUGAGACUAGAACUCAGACCUCAUGACUUGCAGUGUCUCUAAAAUAUCUUAAGAUUUGCUUAUAAACUUAUUUCCUUGCAUAAUUAUUUGACCAAAUUGUAGAGGUUCAUAUUUAUUUCAAUUUGGGUUGAGUUUUUCUUUUUUCACCUUUAGGAAUGUCCAACUUAAAAACAAUUAGCUAGUUUUCAGCAAUACAAUGAUUAUCAAAGACAAUCCCAAAGGACUAAUGA
Messenger RNA from Sarcophilus harrisii (Tasmanian devil), 2922 nucleotides. It is a transcript of the gene HUS1, whose product is annotated as HUS1 checkpoint clamp component. NCBI's taxonomy places the organism in Eukaryota, Metazoa, Chordata, Mammalia, Dasyuromorphia, Dasyuridae. The transcript has 8 exons. Gene Ontology annotation, cellular component: checkpoint clamp complex; site of double-strand break; nucleolus. The record is from RefSeq and is a predicted model, not a curated record. The coding region runs from base 90 to 932 and encodes 280 amino acids. Gene Ontology annotation, biological process: mitotic intra-S DNA damage checkpoint signaling; meiotic DNA integrity checkpoint signaling; double-strand break repair via homologous recombination.